UAGGAAUAUAAUCUUGUAAUAUCUCUGUAAAACUUCGUUUUUGGCAUGAUGACCCCCUGCUGUACAUGAGAAUGGAGUUGUGAAGCAGGGUGUUCAUUCAAGCCAAACGCCGUGGUAAGAGGUAGCGAACUACUUUAGGGAGGCUAGUGGACUUUAAGCUGCAGGGAGGUGGCAGCUUGGUUUGUCGAUGGUUAAGAUACACCUACACACCAGCCAAGUCCUGACUCAUAUUUGCUGCAUGUCACGAUUUUACCAGCAUACUGGUUUAGUUGUCAACUAGUUAGUUUUUUUUUUUUUUUUUUAUGAAAUUGACCAAAGUGUCUCUGUGUUUACAAGGUCCACACCAUAGUACCCAUUUUGGUUUCACGCAUGAUGCAAAUGUCCAGGAAUGACCAGCAGGUGCGUUAAAUCGUUUGGAUCUGAGUUAACGCCACUGUCACGCUAAGAUGUAACCACAGCUGUACCCAACAAAAUUUGAAUUGAAAACGAUGACUGGGUAAGAGGACCGCUUAUAACGCGGAACGCCCGUUUGCAUAUUAUCAGCCAGAAAACUUGAAAGGAUUUACCGCCCCCCCCCCCGCGACCCUGACUUGGACGAGCGGUUUCGGAAGACGGAUGGAUUAUAGCGCGGUGCUAAAAGUGGAUGGCGAUGCAGUUCUUUGGAAAAUGAAAGAAGAUCAAAUAGUUAAUGAUCAGUACGAUAACCAUCGCCUGAUUGUGUUUUGUUCUCAUCCUCCCCAUGUUUGUUUAGUUUGAAUUUGUGAAGCGUCUUUGUGUAUAAGAAAUACGCUCUAUAAAAAAAUCAUUAUUAAUGUUAUAUCUUUUUAUAUAAUCUAAAAACAGUGAUCACCUUCCCGUGGUAAUUAUGUUCAAUUCCUCCAUUGUACGACAAAAUUUACAUGAUCUAUGUUAAGGAGAAAAUGUGUAUUGUCACUCGGAAAGCUUUUGUUUCAGCAGUGAAAGAAUAUUACUGUGGAAUGUCAUCGCUGGAUAAUUCUACAGGGUUAUGAAACUCUUAAUAUCGAAGUGCUUUAUACCGGUACUUCGUUAUUUUAACGUUGUUUUCUGGUGUUUCCCUUUUAUCAAAUGCGAAUUCUCUGCAGUGGUAUCACUAUAUCUGGUAUUUAAUUGAAUAAACAUCAACAGCUUAAUUAAUGCGAGCAAUAAAAGAGACCUUACUGAUAAAUGAUCUUAUUAAAAAAGCAUCGAUUGCGGGUUAAUUAUUUGAGACUUUUCUGAAAAAAAGAAUCGUUGCCAGUUGUUACAACAUAUAAAUUUGGUGAUAAUUUUUACGCUGAUAAACCAGCUGAAGUGAAUGAGCCUAUUCAGUGAGACUUUUUUUAACCCCUGGUCUGACAUUCCUGUUCCGGACUGACUCGUUCUUCGGCUUUUGGAGACUGAACUCUACCGAGAUUAGCUGCAAACUCGGGUGCCUGUGGGAGGGGGGAAUCUGGAAAAAAAAAACAAUAGUUCAUGACUGGAAUAACAGGACUUUGUUGACGACGUCACUCAGAAGAAUCACCAUCCGGCUUUAGUGGGACAGUUAUAUACCCGAAAUACCAUCCAUCCGCAGCUACAUGGAACUUCUGUAGCAGGGUGACGAUGUGAUGGGGAUGGACGCGAAGAGAGUUUGCGUCGUGCGAAGCCAGUUGUAUUAUUCUCAGGCAUGAGCGUUAAUUUGUCCCCGGUCCGCAAGAACAUCGACCACCGGGGACCCUCAUGAGAUAUCAGCGGGGCUCUGCGCCCCCGGCUCCGGACCAUGACCUUCCAUCCGAGUCCCGACUCCCGGCUUCACGUCGGGCUCAAUGGAGCUCAUCAUAUCGCCCGGGGAAGCGCUCAAAACCACUACAAACCUUCUGAAGACGAGGCACUGUGGUUCCUGAGUCGUGAGGAGCGGGAGUGUAUCUUGUUCCUGGAAGAGACCAUCAACACAUUCGACGAUGAUCUGGAGGAUCGAGACCAGUUUCCACAGAGCAGCAGUCCAGCAGGGAGCCAUGGAGCCGUUGUUGAUGCUGCUGCUGCCCCUGCAGUUUCCAGCAGCCUCAAGGAGCAAGAUAUCAUUGACCUGGUCCAAGUCCAGCCUGAUCCACCUGGCCCAAGGGAGGUUCCGCAUAUUUCCAUCAUGCCAGAUUUCCGGACCAUUGGUUUGCCCCCGGAAGCUCAUACUGAGGUGAAAGUGAGGCGGGAUCAAACAGACAACCAACCCGUUGGCUCUAUUCCGACCCCAAUGGUGAUAGCCCAAAAAAUCGCAGUUCAUCAGGGCAGUGGUGCUCCAGCCACAACAUCUGUCCCCACUGGACACAGGAGGAGCCUGGAUUUCACUGGAGACUCCUCUUCAAUUCCUUUGCCUGACCAUGCAGUUAAACAGGGUCCACCAACUACAGCGAAACCAAGCCGAUAUCCAGACAAUAUCAGUGUGGCACUUCCUAGCAGGGACUACAAUCAGACCAUUGUCAAGGCCUCUGUGAAUGUCCACCAGCGUCAAGCUCAGGUGCUGGCCAACCUAACAGGAAGACCUCAUGUGUACGAACCGAUAGAAGAAAAACAGGUGAGGAAAGUCCCAAACCGGAGUAUCUCAUUCCACGAUUUGACACCGAAUAAAUCCAGGAUGGAGGCGCUGUCCAAACUAGGAUUGACUAAAGAGCGAAAACUAUCAGCAUUCAGUAGUAACAGCAACUUGCCCAGGAUAAUCAGUCCAUCUUUGUCGCAAACUAACAGCUCUUCUUGUUCAAAUAAUGCCAGUGGUACUGACAGGAAGCCUGAAGCUGUUGCCCGCUCUUCUGCACCCAAGACUCAUGUCUCUCCAAAUGAUCAUAACAUCUGUGGUGGAAAAACUGAAGUAGCGACGGCCUCCAACCAAAAAGCAGAUGCUCAUUCUCAGUGUGUGAGUAACGACGGCAAGGAGAUGGACACACCAGCUUCACUCCAGUGUAGCAGUGGUAGCUUCAACAACUACGAAGGGAAAACUAAAGUUAUAUCUUCAGUACCAAUGACGAACUCCCACCUCCCUCCCCACCAUAUCAAUAAGCAGUGCAGCAGGUCAGAUGCCCCCACCUCAUCGCUGGAUAUUGGCAAAACCAAGACCAAUGUCUCGAGUGACGUCGACAAAUACAGAGGCAACCCUGUGAAUCCAUCGAACAGUUUUAUUCAACAAAACCACAAACCCCAAGAAAUCACUUCCUCGACGUCGCCCAAAAGCACCAAGUCUUUUUCAAAUGACUCGAACAGCUACAGCAACAAAACCAAAGUCUCAAUUUCUCCACAGGCACCUUCCACCAAGCCUGCGGUCAACAUAGCCAAGUCAAACGUCACUACUGUAACCCUCAAACCAGCUGCCUCUGUCCCCAAUGUUGCUCUAAGAUCAAUGUCUUUCAGAGCAGAAUCUCAUCCUGAAGAUGUACCCAAACCCGGCCGCCAAAAUAGAACCGCGAGUUUCAGUGUGGGACAGUUGGCGUCAACAUCAUCGGAACGUCGGAGGUCCAUCUCCAAGCCACCAUUCUGGUCUCAGGGCAUCACGGUGCAGUUCUCUGGGCGUGGGCCCACUGAUGAAUCCCGCCGAGAAGCACUACGCAAGUUGGGGCUCCUCAAAGACACGUACUAAUGCUGAAGCUGAGGGGUGUAAACCUCACACUUUUUCAGGAGUGAGACAUGCAGUUUUCUGCGGGUCAAAGAAUCAGGGGAAUGGAAACCUGAAGAUUCUUGCACAUAUUUUUUACCCAGUUACCUGCCAGAACACUAAUAAUAGUUUCUGUGUGCAUUGAUUGACCUUGGUGCCAUCACUUCUGUGUCACACAGACCAAGACCCAGCAGAGAACAGAGUAUGGACAUUUAUGGCUAAUUCUUGCUCAAUGGUUGGUUGUAUAGUAUGUUAAAAGCCCAAGGUAUUAUGGAAACUUCCAUAGUGUGCCUUUCAUUGAAUGACUAACAAGUAAUCUUGUUAACAGCCAAAUCUAGACCUUCCAGAUGUUUUCUAUCUUUUCCAUUUUCAGCUCUUUUGGUUUCCCACAGAAAGGGAGCAUGCGAUUUCUUGUUUCUGUGGUCCUGUUAGAGUUAAUAAACAUCUAAUUAGGGUUCAUUCUUUAUUUCUAUAUCACUCCAACUAUUAUUUUUAAUUACUAUGACAUUAACUCACUGUCGUUAUGCUGCAAUUAUGUUGUGAUGUACUACUAUACAAAUGAAACCAUAUAACCAUUUGUAGUACAAGUACUAGAGCUGAGUAGUAUAACUGUAAUUUCCUACAUAGUAUUUAAAAAGUAUAAAGUAUUUAAUCUUCAGACAGGUGUAAUACUUAAAAAAAUGAAAUGGAUCUGAUCUCUUAGUUAACCUGCUAUGUAAAAAUGCGAGUUUUUUCCACAGGGAAUAUGGUACUGUAAGCCUGGUCAUCUGAUGCUUGUUCAUUAGCAGUGUUGUAACAUUUUUGUCUAAUUUUGUGGAUGUGUGUCUGUGUAAGAGAAUGAGCAAAGCUGUGUGUGUGUGUGUGCGCGCGCGCGAGUUCUGUGUUUCAAGUUUUUGGAAUAAUGUGAAAUGUGAUUUUUUUUUUUUUUUUUUGGCAAUUUCUGCUAGACUCCGGUUCUGUAGUUUAUCUGCAAUUUUGAAGUAAACAGCCACAUACUAGACCUGACCUCACUGCAAGAACAUGUGCUAAAAUGCACCAGUACCAGUAAUGUCGACCCCCCCCCCCCACGUUACCUUUGAAAAUACUGCAUAUCUAGUAAAGCAUUUGCAUAGUAAUGUACAAAUUACUAACAUGUUGUAGACAGAGAACUUUAAACCCUUUUCACAGACAUCACUAAAUAUGAACAUUGUACCUCGUUACAAGUAGUUUUAUGACCCAAAAGAAUAAAUGUUU
Molecule: messenger RNA, 4849 nt
Organism: Brienomyrus brachyistius
Lineage: Eukaryota; Metazoa; Chordata; Actinopteri; Osteoglossiformes; Mormyridae
Exons: 4
Coding region: 1760-3601 (613 amino acids)
Source: RefSeq, a predicted model, not a curated record